Messenger RNA from Penaeus vannamei (Pacific white shrimp), 1066 nucleotides. NCBI's taxonomy places the organism in Eukaryota, Metazoa, Arthropoda, Malacostraca, Decapoda, Penaeidae. The record is from RefSeq and is a predicted model, not a curated record.
ACGAGUAAAUAGGCUUUUCACUUAACAUUCCAACAGAGUGUUGUCCAUGACCUGGGUGAUCUACGGCCACCAGUAUAUCUUCGAUAUGUACUUCACUGUCAACUUGCUACACAUAGAAAAGUGGACGAGCGGACUGCUCUUCCAGACCAUCUUCAACGCCACGGUGAGCACGGACUCCUUCUUCUUCCUGUCGGGGCUUCUGGUCACCUACGGCGUCCUGAGGGAGAUCAAGAGGACGGGCAAACUCAACAUCAUUAUGUAUUACGUCCACAGACUCAUCAGGUUAACGCCUCCCAUCGCCCUUGUUGUGCUGUUCGCGAACGUUGUUCAGGUUCCUCCUUGGGGCCCCUUGGCUUUUGGGGCAGAUUCAUAUUCGACGAUGUGCUCGCAGAAUUGGUGGAUGGACGUCCUGUACGUCGACAACUUCCUUGGCUUUAACAAGACCACUAAUACGUCAGUUGAUUGCCUCGCCCAGUACCGCCCGUGGACACCCAGCUGUACCUGGUGGCUCCCUCGUGCUGCUGCCCCUCGCCUUCUAUCCCUCCAAAGUCCCAGAAAGAAAGCAUUCCAACUACUGUUUAUUCCAGGGAAGAUUCUGCUGUUCCUGGUAACUCUGGUGUCCUUCAUAGUCCCAGCAGCUGUGAUCUACGCCUACGACCUUCCUCCAGGGUCAAUAUCGGCCGGUGCCGAUGAAGUCGAUGUCAUUGGUUAUCAAAAUAUGGUGUACUUUGCGCCGUGGAGCCCCAUUCCAUUAUUUCACACGUUACUGUCCUCGUUCUUAGGUGCAGGUAUUAACUGGCUGGACGGUAGCCGCGUUUCGGCUCUGUCAGUGCUGUUCGGCCUGUGGAGUUACAACCAGCUGCAAACCAACUAUUACUACGACCCUGUAACCCAGGUCCUGUACGGCGGUCUCCACAGGGGUGUUUGGUGCGCCGCCCUGGCUUGGGUGGUGGUGGCUUGUCACUUCGGCUACGGAGGUUUGUGCUUGUCCUUCAGCGGGACAAGAGAUGUGUAUUCAGCUUGGGCGUGUUGUGGAUGCAUUAUUACGUGGAUUCCUUAUCGAUAA